Trichoderma asperellum CBS 433.97 is the source of this 564-nucleotide messenger RNA. RefSeq lists its product as uncharacterized. Gene Ontology annotation, cellular component: nucleolar ribonuclease P complex. The record is from RefSeq and is a predicted model, not a curated record. Gene Ontology annotation, biological process: tRNA processing. NCBI's taxonomy places the organism in Eukaryota, Fungi, Ascomycota, Sordariomycetes, Hypocreales, Hypocreaceae.
AUGGCCAAGCAAAAGGGCAACGCUGGUAUACAAAACCGGCACAUUUACUCAAGGGCGUCAUAUCUUUAUCAGGCGGCCAGUUAUCUGGCAAACUGCGCUCACCAAACCAAGAAAACAACCAACACUGAAGAUAGCCAGAAUGACAAAAGAACAGACGAACUGUCUGGCGCGGCAGAUGGCGAUGGUUUCGCCCACAGCAACCAGGAACGCAAGGCAAUAAUAAACCUGUCCCACCAAGUCGUCUCAGACAUGAGAUCGGUGUCGCUGAAAGCUCAGAUCCGGCAGAGCCCGGCCAUCAAGCAGACCAUCUGCAAAUACUGUGACGCCGUUCAGAUCGAGGGCAAGACGUGCCAUUCUACUGUGGAGAAUCUCAGCAAAGGCGGGAGAAAGCCCUGGGCGGAUGUUCUCGUCACCCGGUGCGAUACAUGCGGAAACAUGAAGCGGUAUCCCAUUGGCGCGCCGAGGCAGAAGAGAAAGUCGCUUCGAGCCCCUAGCACUCAAAAGAGAGCGAAAGGCAGUGCUGCUGCUUCAGAGCCUGUGUCUGCACCCGAGCUGCCAACUUGA